CCGCGGUUAGGGUGAGUCAGUCGACCACUGUGCACAAUGGUUAUGGCAGCUUGUCCUCUUUGUUUCAGAGGAGAGAGAGAAAAGAAGCGAGAAAUGUUUAGAGGGAAGGACUCCAUCUUUGUAAGGACGGUCAGGUAUUUUGUUGUGGAACGAUCGCCUGAGCAAAAUCUGGGGUUUAUUUCUCUUUCUCAUGUGGAUUUGAGGUUUGUUAGCUGUUGAGUUCCACACGCGAGGGUUUGUGGAGUGUUUUGAGGUUUGAUUUCUUGUGAUUCAUCUGUGAUUGUCGUGGAUUCUAGGUUUUGGUCUCUAUUGAGUUGCGAAAGCUGUUUCUAGACCUUUCGCAGUGUGGAUUCUCAGAGCUUUGGUUUCAGAGUUAGGGUUUUUGAAGUGGCUCUGGUUUUGAUUUUGAGGCUUUUCAAGGUGUGAAGGUGUUGAGAUUGCGGUUUCUACAUCUCUUUCAGCGGCGUUUGUUGUAGAGAUCGGGGCAGAGAUAAGGUGAUGAGAGAUCAGUAGUGAAAAACUUCUGAUAUGGCUUCUUGUGAUGUUCCCUUGAAAGGGAGCAGCGGUAAUGGUGGCUCGGAGAGAUUCUCUUCACCUUGUGGUAAUGUUGGAAUGACUCGUUCUGAGGAUGCACUUUACACGGAGUUAUGGCAUGCUUGUGCUGGUCCUCUUGUAACUGUGCCUCAUACUGGAGAACGAGUGUUCUAUUUUCCUCAAGGCCAUAUAGAACAGGUCGAGGCGUCAACCAAUCAGGUUGCUGAUCAACAGAUGCCCGUGUAUAAAGAUCUCCCAUGGAAAAUCCUCUGUCGUGUGAUCAACGUUAAGUUAAAAGCCGAACCUGACACUGAUGAGGUUUUUGCUCAAGUGACAUUGGUCCCUGAAGCCAAGCAAGAUGACUCUAGUUUGGAAAAGGAGCCUGUUCAGCCUCCCCCUGCAAGAGCUCAUGUACAUUCUUUCUGCAAGACUCUAACGGCUUCUGAUACAAGUACCCAUGGUGGGUUCUCAGUGUUAAAAAGGCAUGCAGAUGAAUGCCUUCCCCCCUUGGACAUGGGUCGCCAACCUCCAACCCAAGAGCUGAUAGCUAAGGAUUUGCAUGGGAUUGAGUGGCGUUUCCGCCAUAUUUUUCGAGGUCAACCCCGGAGGCACCUUCUCCAGAGUGGCUGGAGCGUUUUUGUUGGCUCCAAAAAGCUAGUGGCAGGCGAUGCUUUCAUUUUUCUCAGAGGUGAAAAUGGAGAGCUUCGUGUCGGGGUCAGGCGUGCCAUGAAACAGCAGAGCAAUGUCCCAUCGUCUGUGAUAUCCAGUCAUAGUAUGCAUCUUGGAGUCCUUGCAACUGCAAUGCAUGCCAUAUCUACUGGAACAAUGUUCACUGUUUAUUACAAACCUAGGAUAAGCCCUUCUGAGUUCAUUGUUCCAUGCAACCAAUAUCUGGAGGCUCUAAAACAGAACUAUUCCAUUGGGAUGAGGUUCAAAAUGAGAUUUGAAGGUGAAGAGGCUCCAGAGCAAAGAUUCACAGGCACAGUUGUUGGCAUUGGAGAUGUUGAUCCCGAUAAAUGGCCUGGAUCCAAGUGGAGAUGCCUCAAGGUGCGAUGGGAUGAAACUGCUUCUGUUCCUCGUCCAGAGAGAGUUUCUCCAUGGAAAAUUGAACCUGCUUUGGCACCUGCAGCAUUGAAUCCCUUACCGGUACCCAGGCCUAAAAGGCCACGUGGGAAUAUGGUGGCUCCAUCCACGGAUGUGAGCCCUCUUCCUAGGGAAGGUUCAUCAAACCCAGUGGACUCUUCACAACCCUAUAUAUUCCCCAGGGCUUCACAGGUCCACGAAGCCAUGAAUCGGCACUCCUUCACUGACACAGGUGACUCAGAUGCACCCCAAAAGCUCAACUCAUGGGGGCCUUCGGUGCUUGAUGAUGACAAAUCUGAACCUGCCUCUCAGAAAAGAUUGGGUUCAGAAAACUGGAUGCCACAUUUCAUGCAUGAGCCCCCAUCAUACGCAACCCCUCAUGGCUUUGGCUCUGAGGACCCCAAUCUUCUCAAGAAACACAUGAUACAAGACUACGAAGGAAAAGUCAACUUAAAGGCAAACCCUUGGCCUAUGAUAUUGAAGGAUACUUCUCCUAACUUGAAGAUGUCUUCACAAAUUAAUGAAAUUCCUUAUCAAAAAACAGGAAAUCCUAGGUACGGUGGACUAGGAGGGUAUCCUCCUGUGCAUAAUCUUGGAUCCAAUAGCCCCUCAGGGAAUUGGCUAAUGUCUCUUAUGCCCUCAUCGAAUGGAAUCGAUGGAGGAGCAAAGAAACCCCAAUUUGAGCCCUCAAAUGGUAAAAUUGCAGCAAAUGGGGGAGCUCGACCAUCAGAUGGGAAUUGUAAACUGUUUGGGAUCGAUUUGUUCAACCAUUCGGUUGCUCCUGAACAGGCACUAGGGCAAACCAAGGCCCGUGAGGAAGCUGAAGUGCACUCAGGCCCUUCUUUUUAUCGAUCAUCACAACAAGCCUCGGAAGCCGACCAAAUUUCAGAGCCUUCGAAGUGCUCAAAGUCAGGUGAUGGCUACUGUGGAGGAAGCGAGCAAGAGAAGCCUUCUCAGUAUUGUAACCACCACAAUCCCUCUAAGGAAACUCAGUGCAAGGCUCAGAGUGGUGCAGUUAGAAGUUGCACAAAGGUUCACAAGCAGGGGAGUGCUCUAGGAAGGUCAGUCGACCUUACAAAGUUCAAAGGAUAUGAUGAGCUCACACUUGAGCUUGAUCAGAUGUUUGAUUUUGGAGGGGAACUCAUGUCUCCGAACAAAGCUUGGCUUGUUGUUUACACUGAUAAUGAAGGUGACUUGAUGCUCGUUGGCGACGAUCCAUGGCCCGAGUUCUGCAAUAUGGUGAGGAAGAUAUUCAUAUACACGAGGGAAGAGGUGCAGAAGAUGAACCCUGGUUCUCUCAAUCACCACCGAUCUGAAGAGAGAGAGGAGCCUUCUUCCCCUCAUGGAGAGGUAGUGGUGGGGAGCAAAGAAACCAAGCAUCAGCAAACCUCACCUUCAGUUCCCACCCCUGAUCGAGAUUACUGCUAGCGAUUCCGCUGCCACUACCAAGCGGUACUCUCUGACCGCAAACAAGAGAGAUUGCGAGGUGAGGUUUUGUAAUGUGAAAUUCCAGUGUGCGAGCUUUGCAUUUACCCAUCUCAAGGCGAGGUUUUGUGAUGUCUUUCCCAUUUAGCCCUCUACUUAUCCUUCCCUCCCUCUCUAUUGCGAGGGUCGGCAAUGUGAAUUUAUCCUGGGAUUUUCCUUUCAGGCUUGCCACCUCCCACCACCCCCACUGCCAUUGUCUUUCCAUCUCCUGGUGAGGUUUUGCAAUGUGAAUUCCCCAAGUGACUUUCCCACUCUGCCUGGCCUCUCUCUCUCUGUGCAAGGCGAGGCAUGGUCGGGGCCAGGCAUUGAAGGAAGUGUUUGUUACUUUUGUAUAGAGGAUUUACGUGUUAUCAUGGAGCUCUGCCCUUUCUUACCCACCUUUGUAUAAAUCAAUGAAUCUUUGUUUUUGGCACCAGACC
Messenger RNA from Amborella trichopoda, 3521 nucleotides. RefSeq names its product auxin response factor 2A. Gene Ontology annotation, molecular function: DNA binding. The record is from RefSeq and is a predicted model, not a curated record. NCBI's taxonomy places the organism in Eukaryota, Viridiplantae, Streptophyta, Magnoliopsida, Amborellales, Amborellaceae. Gene Ontology annotation, cellular component: nucleus. Gene Ontology annotation, biological process: regulation of DNA-templated transcription; response to hormone.